AUGGUGACUGCCGCUGCUCUCCCAGUCAACAAGAUUCCUAAGCCGCCCUCCCUGACUCUAUCCGUAGCGUCUUCCACGAAAACUAACGCCCGUGUUGAGUGCUUCCCCGGCCGCACCUGCGACACUGGAACCUGCUACCAUGGUUACUGCUACGUCGACGAGGAAGAUAUCCCCUGGGACGACGAGGAUAAGCCCAACAACAUUGAUAACGGCGAUAGCGACAACGACAACGACAACGACAACGGUGAUAUUGCUAAGCAUGACGGUUUCUGA
Aspergillus glaucus CBS 516.65 is the source of this 273-nucleotide messenger RNA. RefSeq lists its product as uncharacterized. Lineage: Eukaryota; Fungi; Ascomycota; Eurotiomycetes; Eurotiales; Aspergillaceae. The coding region runs from base 1 to 273 and encodes 90 amino acids. The transcript is spliced from 3 exons. The record is from RefSeq and is a predicted model, not a curated record.